GGACUCUUAUUGGUUCAACGCGCCGUCGGUCGGCGGCUGCCCCGCCCCCUCAGAACCUUACAUUUACAGUGUAGCAAAAGAGAAAGUAACUAUGUUGCUGCUGGAGAUCAAUGAAGCUAAGUGAAUGGGGGCUGAACGUACGAGUCCAUACUGAAGCGGAGCGCCAGAUGGUGGAGGGCUACGCUUAUUUAUGAAACUCUUGAGUUCUUCUUGAAUUGCCAGUUUUCAGCCUCCUCAUGCCUCCGACUCCUUUAGACGACAGGGUAGUAGUGGCACUGUCUAGGCCUGUCCGACCUCAGGAUCUCAACCUUUGUUUAGACUCUGGCUACCUUGGCUCUGCCACCCCAGGCAGUAGUAGCCACCCUCCUGUCAUUGCCACCACCGUUGUGCCCCUCAAGGCUGCGAAUCUGACGUAUAUGCCCUCACCCAGCGGCUCUGCCCGCUCCCUGAAUUGUGGAUGCAGCAGUGCCAGCUGCUGCACUGUGGCAACCUACGACAAGGACAAUCAGGCCCAGACCCAAGCCAUUGCCACUGGCACUGCCACCACUGCCAUUGGAACCUCUACCACCUGCUCUGCUAACCAGAUGGUCAACAACAAUGAGAAUACAGGCUCUUUAAGUCCAUCAGGUGGGGUGGGCAGCCCUGUGUCAGGGACCCCCAAGCAGCUAGCCAGCAUCAAAAUCAUCUACCCCAAUGACUUGGCGAAGAAGAUGACCAAAUGCAGCAAAAGUCACCUGCCCAGCCAGGGCCCUGUCAUCAUUGACUGCAGGCCCUUCAUGGAGUACAACAAGAGUCACAUCCAAGGAGCUGUCCACAUUAACUGUGCCGAUAAGAUCAGCCGACGGAGACUGCAGCAGGGCAAGAUCACUGUCCUGGACUUGAUUUCCUGUAGGGAAGGCAAGGACUCUUUCAAGAGGAUCUUUUCCAAAGAAAUUAUAGUUUAUGAUGAGAAUACCAAUGAGCCGAGCCGAGUGAUGCCCUCCCAGCCGCUUCACAUAGUUCUCGAGUCCCUGAAGAGAGAAGGCAAAGAACCUCUGGUGUUGAAAG
Messenger RNA from Castor canadensis (American beaver), 1047 nucleotides. Lineage: Eukaryota; Metazoa; Chordata; Mammalia; Rodentia; Castoridae. The record is from RefSeq and is a predicted model, not a curated record.